AUGCCAUGGAUACAAGCAGUAUCAAAAAUACGAGGGGACGACCAACUGGACAGAAAAAUAAGAGUGGUUAUAACGCUGGUCGUAAAAAAAAAACAGAUUGAUAAUCAGUCCUCCAUGAAAAAUCUAUUAAAGAACUCUUCUAGUAAAACUGCUAACUUUCAAGCUUCAGCCUCAACUAGCCCAUUUGAAGAACAAUUCUCAACGAGUCAUAUCGAUCAGAUUGCCCAAACAAACAAUAACCAAAGCUCUCUCACUGGAACCGAAAAUGAAGAAACUGAAGAAGACACAGAUGAGGAGUCAUUUGAGGAAUUAGAUGAGUCACAUUUAGCAUUUUGGAUGACUUUGCGUCUUUACUACCCCCUGACAGUGAAACAUUAA
This is a messenger RNA of Mucor mucedo, 378 nucleotides long. RefSeq lists its product as uncharacterized. Lineage: Eukaryota; Fungi; Mucoromycota; Mucoromycetes; Mucorales; Mucoraceae. The transcript has 2 exons. The record is from RefSeq and is a predicted model, not a curated record. The coding region runs from base 1 to 378 and encodes 125 amino acids.